Folsomia candida is the source of this 948-nucleotide messenger RNA. RefSeq names its product leucine-rich repeat extensin-like protein 3. Lineage: Eukaryota; Metazoa; Arthropoda; Collembola; Entomobryomorpha; Isotomidae. The transcript is spliced from 4 exons. The coding region runs from base 1 to 672 and encodes 223 amino acids. The record is from RefSeq and is a predicted model, not a curated record.
AUGAGUGCAGGCAGACCACCAACUCUCAACGCCUCUUCCCAAUCCUUCUUUUCUCUCAACUUGAAUAUAACGGAUCAAGGAAGCGUCUCUCAAAGACCACCAGUACAACCAACGCUCUUCUCAUCCGCACCACCCCUAUUCUUAUCCAUACCCCCACGGCUACCACCAUCAGUCCAACCAAAAUUCUCUGCAGAUUUUCCCACAGCUUUUCGUCCUCCUGUAAUUUAUAGCAGUACCUCUCAGCAAUCAACUGGAGUCGUGUCACCGCCACUCAUACAUGACCAGGAAGAUGGUUCGUUGAUUUUCUCACCGUCAGCCACACCACCAGCACCCCAGAUUCCCCCCACUUUUAAUUCACUAUCACCACCACCAUCACCAGUACCAGAGACUGAAAACUUUCCCACACUACCGGAUUCUGCUACCAUUCCCAGUACUUUUACGAUUGUGACUGCUCCCCAUUUUGUUGGGAUGACAACUGUAUCUGAAACACUCCCGGCACGGGUUGAGAGAGAAGUUGUCCCGGAAACGGCUGCGUCGACUUCCUCAUUCCCCCCACCACCGCGCUCAUUACGCACAACGCUCCCACCCCUGGCUAAAGUUACAUUCAAUUUUGAAGUAGAACGGGUGAUUGCAAACAUCCCUACUCCAUCAGCAAGCUUCCGGGGUUUAUAGGGGUUGAGUCAAUGCGAUGGAAACAGACGUACUUGGACUGCCUUGACUUUGUUAAUAUGCAGCUCAAUAUGAGAGAACGACGUCACCAGGUUGGAUUGACUCAUGCAGAACAAAACAAACGGAUGAAUCGUUGUAUGCAUGAGAUAAUUCCACACACGGGACAUGAAAAAGAUGCAAAAGCUUGUUACUUAAAUUAUUAUGCGUAUGCAUGUAAAUAGUUAUGACAAUUUUGUUACUCUUACAACGUUAUGGUUAAUAAGUAGCCACACACACACA